CUGCGCGUUCUCUCUUUUAUUUCUGUGGCUACAACACGGUUAGAACAGUUUACAUCGUGAAAUGAGGUUGGUACUUACUACUCAGCACUGUAGAGAUGGAAUAUUGAACUACGGAUUAUUCAAUGGCCAUUAUUGGUUGUGUUUUUAACGAACUCGAACGAUUGGUCUUUCCAAAGAGACAGAUUUCGUUUGUUAUGUGAAACUUUGCCAUAAUUUGUUUGCGCAUACUAUUUUGAGAAAUAAAAUUCAUCCGAAGUUGGGCAGUUGACGGUAUUUAUCUUUGCCCUGUACAUUGUGUCUUAGUGCAAUGCUUAUGAAAUCGUUGUUGUUGCAAUAUAUGGAUAUGUUGUGUUAAGAUCAUGGCGUUGGUAACUGUGCAAAGAGAUUCAAGCGCUUCAAAUUCACCAGCAUCGUCAUGUGAGGAAUUGAAUGAAAUGAAUGACGAAGAAUUGAACGACGAAACUUUCCAUGAAGACGUGGAAGAUAAAGAUGAACUCCAGGAGAUCAUUUCACCGACACGGUCGUCUAAUGCCAAAAAACUCAAGCGACAAGGGAGCGUGAGUGAAAACUUCUUCGCCGUCAAAGGAGCCGCGCUUAUUUUACCACGUCAAACCAGCUUGGCUGUUAACCUGCCAAUCGUCAAACAAUUUGGAGGUGAAUUGCAAACGCAUCUACACGCGAUCUUUCACCAUCUAAGGCCGCAAGACAGCAUUAAGUUGGCUGUAAGAUUGGAAAGUUGGGUGGAGGAACACCGGAGGUACCUCGUGAUCGUGACGACCACCGGGAGGCAGGACACCGAGGAAAAUAUUAUCGUUGGUUGCGACUUCGCUACCAAGGAAAGCACUUCGUGUACGAUAGGCUUGGUGUUGCCCAUUUGGUGCGACACAAGUAUACAACUCGAUGGGGAUGGAGGAUUUAAAGUUUUAUCUCAUGAAAAAACUCACACGUUCAAACCUGUAUCGGUUCAAGCUAUGUGGUCGGCCCUACAAUCGUUACAUCGGUGCAAGGACACAGCUUUGCGACAUAAUUAUUACGAGGGGAGUCUCUACCUUACAUGGACUUGCUUCUACGCGAGCAGAGUCGCUUCUAACCGAAUAAAUAUAAACGAGUGGGAAUACAGCGAGGAUUUAUGGUCAAGGAAACCAAACUAUUUUGAAAUGAAAGACAUCAAUCGUUUAACGGUGGAAUCGUUGAUAAGAAGUCGAUUAAAACAAGUGAUGAUGACAAUGGAUCUCGACAACUGUACUUGUAAACAGAUACGAUUGGAGUUGGAGAAAGUGAUUGACAUGGACCUCACCAACUACAAGCGAUACAUUGACACUGAAAUGUUGACGGUCCUCGGCCAAAUGGAUUGUUCGUCCAAGAUCUUGGAUUAUUUAUACCUGGGGUCGGAAUGGAACGCUUCCAACUUGGAGGAAUUAACACAAAUCGGUAUCACCCACAUCUUGAACGUGACGCUUGAGGUCGACAACUUCUUCCCUGAUGAAUUCACGUACAAGAACAUCCGACUUCAUGACAUUGAAUCUUCCAAUCUCCUUCAACAUUGGCAUGCUACAUGGAGGUUCAUCGAUGAAGCGCGACGAUCGGGGGGGAAAUGUCUCGUUCAUUGUAAGAUGGGGAUCAGUAGAUCCUCGGCGACGGUUGCCGCGUACUUAAUGAAGGAACGACUUUGGACGAAGAAACGCGCGCUUGAGUUCACGGAGGAAUGUCGGUCGAUCACGCAUCCCAACCCAUCGUUCCUCGAACAACUCGAUGAAUACGAAGGGAUGGUGUUCGCGAGUGCGAACCGCCACAACAAAUUGUUUCGUUCACGAUCGGAAAGCAGUUUAUCCGAACCGAGCCUCCCCGAUGAUCAUCCCGUGACGUCACCGCGCCCCCCACCUGCCGUUCAACUACCUGACGACGUAAACGUUGCGUGCGAGGACAACCAAGAUUUCGAUCUCAAUCGACGGUUGUUGGACAUUGCUUCGUUAUCUGUGCCCAAGGUGUCACGACCAAAGUCAUGGUCACCAGAUGAAGGGCGAACAUGUUACAACCCCUCCCACGCACAACAUGACAACUUAUUAGAUCGGACAACCAACAUGGGGGGUGGUGACUCAAUUUACCCACAAAACACGUCGGAACCCGGUGAGAUCCUUAUCGCUCCUAGUGGCGACCAGGAUCGCAAAGCGAAAGCCAACCAACGCCGUGAAGAUUUUAAACGUGCUCACUCACGCCGUCAUACGGAAGCUACGGCCACCGCUAGAGGGCCUACCAUGCAAUUGGACGACUUGGCACAAAGCGAAGAUAGCGUGUUCGUGCAUGAUGGAAACGGUCCUUUCGUCCCCGCCAAAGCAUGGCCACGCCCUACAACUCCACCCCCUUCACGUGGACAAGUUCGAACGUCGUCUCCCGCCGCUAUAUCGUUAGAUAGGACGCCUGUGUCGUUACAAGUGGAAGAACAAGAACUUCAUUCAUCGAUGGUGUCACCACGUAAUAGUCCUUCAUAUAAAAAAACAUCAACCGUUGAUAUCGACUUGCUAAAGUCGCGUUUCUCCGACCCAUCGCCCUCCGACCCCAUAGACCCCCCACCCCCCCAACCAUCUGAUAUUCCACCACCGGCCAUCAAAGCCCCGGUUCCCGUGCGACAGAUCGUCGCCGUCAUCGAGUCGCCGAUCGAAGACUCGCAGGAAAUCGCGAGCAAAAUCGCCGCCAAAGUCCAAAUACCUCCCGAGGUCGAACCUUUUAUUAAAGGCCACCACAAGUCCCCCUCCCUACCCCCCAGUGAAUUAACUGAUCCCCCACAACCCACCCCAUCAACCGACGCCCCCAUGUCCCGUGCAAGGUCUUUCUCAGAGAACCAAGCAACUUCUGUGAAGAAGUUGGUCACUCAGAUCGAAAGUCGAUAUUCUCCUGAUGUUUCACUGCCCGAGGACGAGGGUUGUACCAUCCUACGUACAAUGUCAAUGCCUUCUUCUAAAAGGAGGAGCAUCUCUCCUAUACCUUCUUCAUUCGUUGCUCUGGACGAGGAUGCGGCAGAGCAAGGGGAAGCCCCCCAACCCGAUACCGGUAGUUCGUUUUACAUCGGGGAGCAAGAACCUAAACAAGCGUGGGGUGAAAACAACAAUAAUAAUAAUAAUAAUAAUAGUUUUGUCGGCAUGAUUGUUAUCAACGAUAUAUCUGAUCAACUACUUGCUGACGUCACCAAAUCUAAUCUUGAUGACGUCAUAGUUCCGUCACCACACAAGAAAGUGACGAAACCUGAUAUUCGAGGUUGUUUUCCACCAGAAGUAUUGGAUAAUAUACGACAGGUCGAUCUUGAUUCUCUGCGGUCGCAUGUCGACACCAAACCGCCCACCCAUGCCAAACAACGUGGUUUGGUAAGUCAGAUGGUGCGCAAACUAACCGGGAAAGCCCCCAAGUCGAAAUCGUCCCGGCCUGCUUCACUUAACAUGACAAAGAAGAAAAAUUCGAACAAUAUUUCAAACAAAAUGAACAGAUUGUUGAUGGGUGGAAGUGACUUCCAAGCAACUGGCGAGCGGUUGGCUCGUCAUUCAUAUGAACCAAACAAACAUUCAACCGAUGUAUUUGACCGCGUGGGUUCAGAUACUUCGCCGGUGUUUUCGCCAUGCCGAAUCUACCACGACCCCAGGCACCAACACUCAGCGCAAUGCAUUGAUAUCUCGAUAUACGCCGCCACGCCAUACCGACCACACAGUGGGUCUCCACCAACGAGGAUGUCGCUUGGCAUCAAGGAUCGUCGUGUGCGUCGCUCACAAUCGGAACGAGUAGGAAUCGCGACCCGACGUCGCUCCACACAUUACACGAUGAUCAGCGAAACAGGGAAACUUCAUCACGCAACAAGAUCCUACAAAUCCCAACCGGAGCUAACCGACCCCCCCACCCGUAGUAGUCCACCUCUACGCAGCCCCCUUCCUGUACGUGAGAUAGUUCGCACUCUUGAAGCGAAGAAAACAACCUCCGUUCAUCGAAGUUCUUCUUUACCGCCGACCAAACCGAGACAACGAAUGAUAUUUUCCACAUCAAGUAAUGAAGUAUCAAAGUUGGGAAGUUUAAAAAAAAAUCUUCCUCGUUCAAAGUCGACGCCGUUUCUUGGGUUUAAUUCCAAAAAGACAUUAAAGCAGUUUAAAUAUCUUUAGCGUGAAUAACAUUGUCUUGAAGUGUGGCUGGCCCAAUAUAGGGGCUUUUACCCCCAACCCCACUGUACAAGAUGCUCAACACAAUAAUAUGCAGAACAUCAACCGUUGCUUCCAAUGUGAUUGCCUUUUAUACUCAAGACCACCCGCGUGUAACCUGCCAUACAACGACCUACGUGCUUAUAAUCAAACAUAUAAUCAUUAAUCCGGGUUCCUGAACUCAACAAUCGCCGUUGGGAAGCAGAGAUUCUACAAAGUAAUUGCGAAUUUAAGUAGUAUAGUAGGGCGGGGUAAGAUGGGACACGGUUUUAUUCUUUUUUAUCGUCCCAUUUGGUAAACAAGGAAUAUUCAGGGAAUUAUAAAAACUGUAUUCUCACGACUCUAAAAUAGUGUUGUUAAUUGUUUAAAAUACGAUGAGGAAAUAUGGGAUUUAUGUGCUAACGAUAUCCCAUCUUACCCCACCCUACAAUACAUGAUUGUAUCCAAUGUUGAGUCACUUCACGAAACAAGUGUUGCACAAAUCUCCCAAUAACACCACGUGUGGCCUGCAUGUGUUCCAACAGUAUUAACCGAAUCAGCGGUGACUUUUUAUCAAUAUAUUGAUAAUUAACCGUAAUAUAUUAUAUCUAUGAUGAAGCACUGACACUUCGAUUCCCGACGGUUCCCAUUUUGCACACGACCCUAUUUCGCGCUUCGGAAUAAAACAUAGAAAAUCGCACUCAA
Messenger RNA from Ciona intestinalis (vase tunicate), 4859 nucleotides. NCBI's taxonomy places the organism in Eukaryota, Metazoa, Chordata, Ascidiacea, Phlebobranchia, Cionidae. The record is from RefSeq and is a predicted model, not a curated record.